AUGCAUGUCGCUAAUUUCCUCCUGCUCAACCUCCUUUCAACCUAUCAUGCACAUGCCUGGUGGAGUCACGAAUGCUGCAAGUGCCCUGAUCUGGACGAUGACGGCUCCUUCUUCAUCAACUUCACUGGAGGUAUUGACGAAGGAGACGCACAGGAAGCUAAACCGGCUAGUCUAUCGAAGGAAAAGAGAGAACUGCUUGACCUUCAAAACGACUACCGUCGACGGGUUGCUAGGGGCCAAGUGCCUGGGCAGCCAUCCUCCUCAAAAAUCCACGAUCUCCAAUGGAGUGCAGAGUUGGAGGCUUCGGCCCAGAGACAUGCUGAUACCUGUCAAUUCGCUCACGACAGCAACGAAGCACGUAGAACGGCUAAGUGGGACUGGGUGGGACAGAACAUUGCUUACUCGUCCAGCGUAGCCGAGAAUGUCGAAAUGUGGUUCAACGAAUACAAGGACUACAACUACCGUUCCAACUAUUGCAGUGGUAUCUGCGGACACUAUACACAGCUCGUAUGGGCGAACACCACGCACGUCGGCUGUGGGGUAAGCAGAUGCAACUUCCACGGGUUUGAUGCAGUCUACGUGGUCUGUAACUACGGUCCGGGGUAA
Echinococcus granulosus is the source of this 606-nucleotide messenger RNA. Its product is annotated as Venom allergen. The coding region runs from base 1 to 606 and encodes 201 amino acids. The transcript has 4 exons. The record is from RefSeq and is a predicted model, not a curated record. Lineage: Eukaryota; Metazoa; Platyhelminthes; Cestoda; Cyclophyllidea; Taeniidae. Gene Ontology annotation, cellular component: extracellular region.